Laccaria bicolor S238N-H82 is the source of this 324-nucleotide messenger RNA. RefSeq lists its product as uncharacterized. The coding region runs from base 1 to 324 and encodes 107 amino acids. The transcript is spliced from 2 exons. The record is from RefSeq and is a predicted model, not a curated record. NCBI's taxonomy places the organism in Eukaryota, Fungi, Basidiomycota, Agaricomycetes, Agaricales, Hydnangiaceae.
AUGGACAACGCCACCCCUUGGAUGGAUGUGGAUUAUCCAGAACCUCCACAACAGGAGUACCCUAUGCUAGUUCAUUUACGGUGCCUACCACUGACAAUGCCUUUGUGCCUCGCAAUCUCUAAGAAUUAUGCCUGUGUUAAGGACUCUAUGGCCCAGCUCAUUGUUUACCUGGCAUCUCUCCGUCAGUCCCCAUUGGAACGAAAAUGGAAGGAUGCAACUGUCUACGGCGUCGCAUCCGAUGGAUUUACCUUCGGCUUUGUCAAGAUCUCACACGAUGGAACUGUGAAGCGCAGCCAAGGUAUGACAUUAUGUGCGGUCAACUGA